Messenger RNA from Aspergillus eucalypticola CBS 122712, 1846 nucleotides. RefSeq lists its product as uncharacterized. Bases 268 to 1536 code for a protein of 422 amino acids. The transcript has a single exon. Lineage: Eukaryota; Fungi; Ascomycota; Eurotiomycetes; Eurotiales; Aspergillaceae. The record is from RefSeq and is a predicted model, not a curated record.
AGCCCGACGACCUGUCAUGAUUCUUGAUUCAUUACAUGUCGGGUAAUUGCCCGCCUGCCCCGGAUCCUGCAUCGGCCUCUGCUUCUGUCUGUCUCUGUCUGCCUCUUCCUCUUCUUAGUCGCUCUCUCGUCUAGCCUUACUCUUACUCGCUUAGUCUCGCUUCCUCUCUCCUCUUCUUCCUCUUUCUCUACUUCUGCUUCCUCUUCCUCUCUUCUCUACUUCCCUUUUCUUCCUUCCCAUCGUAUAUCGUCUCUCUGCAAUGGCAUCAUGAUCACCGGCCCUACCGCCUCCCCCGGCAAUGGCGUGGUUGGGCCCUACUCAGGCAACAGCCUGGCCCUGCGCAUCGUCAUCGCUACCAUGGCCGCUCUAUCCUGGUAUAACGCCAUCGAACUGGUCAUUCUCGUCUUUGCGACCUUUUCCCAGUUUCGCGGUCCCUACUUCUGGUCUCUUUUGAUCUCCGCUCUCGGUCUAAUCCCCUACUCGGCCGGCUUUCUGCUCAAAUACUUCGCUCUCACGUCCGCUACCGCCCUCUCCAUCACCCUCAUUACCAUCGGCUGGUACGCCAUGGUAACCGGCCAAUCCGUGGUGCUCUACUCGCGCCUGCAUCUCGUCCUCCCCAACCCCAAAGUCCUCCGCCGCGUCCUCACCAUGAUUAUCGUGGACGCCUUCCUCCUACACAUCCCCACCUCCGUCCUCACCUAUGGCUCCAACCUCUCCUCCCAUCCAGCCAUCUUCAUCUCCGGCUACAACAUUAUGGAAAAGAUCCAAAUGACCGGUUUUUGUCUGCAAGAAUUCAUCCUCUCCGUCCUCUACAUCUGGGAAACCAUCCGCAUGCUCCGCCUCGAUCCCGACCGCGGCAAACGCAAAAUUAUGUACCAGCUCGUCGCCAUCAAUCUGAUCAUCAUCGCUCUGGAUUUGGGACUCCUCGUCAUCGAAUAUCGCGACCUCUACAUCCUCGAAACCAUGAUCAAACCCGUCAUCUACAGCGUCAAACUUAAGCUCGAAUUCGCUGUCCUUGGUAAACUCGUCCUUCUUGUCCGCAGCACUCACAACCUCACCUGGAAACCUGAUUCGCCGCUGUAUGCUGCCGCCUCGCCUGUAACUAUCCCGCCGCAGAUCCCGUGCCGCAACGGCGACAUUGUUAACGGCAUUUUCAACAACAACAACAAUGACUUGCCCGACUUCGUCGAUGCCACGCGCGUCCCCUCAGACCUCAACCACGCCGCGGCCGGCGCCGCACCCCGUCGACGGCCCCCGCCCCGCAUGGACUCGGAGGAACUCUCCAUCGCCAUGUUCGAGCACUCCGAGAGCGGUGGUGCGGGGACGGGCAAUAUCUUGAAAAGUGGGAUUGGUCGAGACCGAAGUUUUGACCGAGAUAAUGGCCAUAGUCUGGAUCUCCCACCCACGGGACACUCGAACGGCUCGCAAUCGUGGAGUGGGGAGACACAGACGAAUAACUCCGCCACGGAGCGGGAAUUAAGUCCGUUGGACUUUACCAAGCCGUUUGGAAGGCAGGAUAGUGGGAGUAGUUUCUAAGCUGCUAUGACGAUGAUGAUAUUGAUGAUGAUAAUGGUUUGAUGAAUUGAUGAUUGCCUUUUUUGUACAGUACUGACAACCCUUCUGACUACUAACAUUGUGUGUGUGCAAUAGUUAGUAGUUGUUGUGGUUUGGUUUGGUUUGGUUUGGUUGCCUUUGCGGAGAUACCCGAUACGAUACCCACUUUUGAUUAUCUUUACUUUUUAACAUUAGCCGUGGGUGGGAAUCGAUCCAUGGGACGGCGUUUAUCUUUCUUUUUCACAUAUUUGAAUUGAGUAUAUAAUUAUAUAGUUAAAUACAUAAAAUAAAU